UCAGACACAUGUAGAGUCUCUAUAUCAUAUCAAAUAUCUCCUUGAACUCGUAAAUUCUGUAUCAUCAUUAUCUUUCUUCUUCACUCGAAUCGUCUCUCACAAAACCGAUUCGCAGUGAAACAAAAAAAAGAAAAAAAACUCUGAAAUGGCUCUAUCACGCCUCUCAUCCCGAUCCAACACCAUCUCCCGUCCCCUCUCCGCCGCCUUCAACCGUUUCAUCUCAACCGACACCACACCAAUCACAAUCGAAACCUCCCUCCCUUUCACCGCCCACUUAUGCGACCCGCCCUCCCGCUCCGUCGAAUCCUCCACCCAGGAGCUCCUCACCUUCUUCCGCACCAUGGCUCUGAUGCGCCGCAUGGAGAUCGCAGCCGAUUCCCUCUACAAAGCCAAGCUAAUCCGAGGGUUCUGCCACCUCUACGACGGACAAGAAGCCGUGGCCAUCGGGAUGGAGGCGGCGAUCACUAAAAAGGACGCGAUCAUCACGGCGUAUCGCGACCACUGCAUCUUCCUGGGGCGGGGAGGGGAGCUGUACGAGGUGUUCGCGGAGCUUAUGGGGAGGAGAGACGGGUGCUCGAGAGGGAAAGGUGGGUCGAUGCAUUUUUAUAAGAAGGAUUCGUCGUUUUACGGUGGGCAUGGGAUUGUUGGUGCUCAGGUUCCGUUGGGGUGUGGGAUUGCUUUCGCGCAGAAGUAUGGGAAGGAGGAGGCGGUGACGUUUGCUAUGUAUGGUGAUGGUGCGGCCAAUCAGGGGCAGCUUUUUGAGGCUUUGAAUAUUUCGGCUCUUUGGGAUUUGCCUGCUAUUCUCGUCUGCGAGAACAAUCACUAUGGGAUGGGAACUGCUGAGUGGAGAGCUGCCAAGAGUCCAUCUUACUAUAAGCGUGGUGAUUAUGUUCCUGGUUUGAAAGUAGAUGGUAUGGAUGCAUUUGCUGUCAAACAAGCGUGCAAAUUUGCUAAGGAACAUGCCUUGAAGAAUGGACCUAUAAUUCUUGAGAUGGAUACAUACAGGUACCAUGGUCACUCCAUGUCUGACCCUGGGAGCACAUACCGUACACGAGAUGAGAUAUCUGGUGUGAGACAGGAACGAGAUCCAAUUGAGAGAAUAAAGAAGCUGGUACUCUCUCAUGACCUAGCAACUGAGAAGGAGCUUAAGGAUAUGGAGAAGGAAAUCAGGAAAGAAGUAGAUGACGCCAUUGCCAAAGCUAAGGAUUGCCCAAUGCCAGAGCCUUCUGAGCUUUUUACCAAUGUGUAUGUUAAGGGAUUUGGUACCGAGUCAUUUGGACCUGACAGAAAAGAAGUCAAAGCUGCGCUUCCAUGAAGCUCUUGUUCGUUAAACUGCCACGUGGCAUGACAAAGUGGUUUGAUAGGAAGCUAUGAAAUAAAUAUCUUUUGGGCAGAGACUCUGUUCAAGGCCUUUGCGAGUUUUAUUGUCCAAGUAUCUGUUACAUACAUAAAGAGCAUCAUGUGAUUCUUGUGAACCUUUUGUGUCUGUAUUUAAGUUUGCUUCUGAUUGUCGAUAAAGACAAAAAUGCGAAAUCAGUUUUAAUGGAGUCUCUUGUUCUAUCAGAAAUUUGAUAUCCAAUAAUAGAGCUUAAAACAAAUGAAAUACAAACAAAGACCAAUUGUCACAAGUCUCGUCUUCCAAAAAAAAGAAUAAACUUUUCAAAUCAACAACAAAAGAAGUAAAGUCAUAAGAACCAUUUUCGAAUAACCUAAAGAAUCUUUUUGUUUAAGAAAGCAACAAGCUCCCCUAACAUCUAUAUACAUAUAACAAAAGCAAAGAAUCUUUCUUUUUCUUAUCAAGAAUCUGAGUCUGACUCACUUGAACUGUACCUUGAGUGCUCUGACAUGAAAUUUGGAGGCAGAAUCGGAAACCUCACCGCGUUCCUUUGCGGUGCAGCAGCUCUCGGUGUUGUUGCUUCUGCUGUUGAACUUGAUGCUUCUCCCACCGUUACUGCUGGUCUCUGCUUCCGUUGAUUCCUUGCGAUCUCACUACAAGCAUUAUCAACCAUCGCUAAGAAAUCACGGAUUAUAACAAACAACUGAAACAGGUUCCUCUCUUUCAAUGCUCCGGCUUGGUAAUAAUUCGUGGUUUUCUUCACUAAAUCCAUUAUCCUCAGCUGUUCCUCUGUAAUAACUCUCAGUUCUUCCUCUGCCGAUUCAAAGAAAGAUCUCAGCUUUGUCAAACACCCAUCUUCUUUCCCUUUGCUUUGGUCUAAUAGCCGCUUUGUUUCUUUCAGUCGGGUGCCUAAAGCUAAGGUCGUGGCUACAAACGAGUCAUAGUCAAUUCCAGCUGCUUUCUUCACAUUAGUGAACUCUGAACUCAGGCCACCGAUAAUGGGUAAACCCAGUUUUACAAAUUCAAUCUCUUGUUCUUCUCUAGAUGCAUCUGUAUUAUCAGUUGAGAUCUUACUCAUUGCAGCCCUUUUUCCUUCAGAUCUAACAACUUCUUCAACAACAAAGUGAAGUAAAGUAGUUUUCCCAUCAACACUCUUCACAUCCGACAGUUUUCUUAGAGCUGUCAAAUUGAAAGCCUGAGCAUUUCCUCUAGCGGUUCCAGCGUUCAUUCUGUUACCUGCUUUCAAGAUCGCCUCUAGAAGUUUCAUGAAUAGCCCACGAGCACGGAGCUCGUUGCACGCGGAUUCAAGUGUCUGUAAAGAUCCCUUUUGUUGAGUAACCUCUGCACCGUAGUUAAUCUUGAAGAGCAUGACAUUGAACCGAUUAAACGCUGAAGGAACUGCUCGUAAGAUGUGAAACAGUAGAGAUUCUGCAUCAGCAAGUUUAGUUGGGUCCCCACUGAACUCUAUGAUCUCUGUCUGUUCUUCCGGCGUUGGGGCUAUACCAGAAAGCUUCUCAAGGGUAUCAGGAUCAGCAUCAUGGCCUUCUGUUAACAAGUCAAUGAUCUCCUCCUUAGUCAUUCCCAGAGAUUUAAGCACAAUUGCUUUGUUCUGAGAUUUCCGAGGGUCAAGAAUGUAAGUCUGCGUAAUUGAAACAGUCGGUUUCUGUGGUACAUUGUUUGCUUCACUUGGCUUCCGAGCACCAACGUAUCCAAACAGAGCCUCCAUGAGAUCACCAUCAAAGCUAAACCCAAGAAACAAAUACACAUCCAUGAGAACUCAUAAUCAUUCAGUACUUAAUCACAUUCUAGAUUGUAUAUACACUUCAGUGACUCUAAUGAAAUGCUUACUUGAAGGAGCCACCAUCGAUCCU
Messenger RNA from Eruca vesicaria subsp. sativa (arugula), 3207 nucleotides. The record is from the annotation of a GenBank genome assembly. Lineage: Eukaryota; Viridiplantae; Streptophyta; Magnoliopsida; Brassicales; Brassicaceae.